Messenger RNA from Pecten maximus, 798 nucleotides. RefSeq lists its product as uncharacterized. The coding region runs from base 1 to 798 and encodes 265 amino acids. The record is from RefSeq and is a predicted model, not a curated record. NCBI's taxonomy places the organism in Eukaryota, Metazoa, Mollusca, Bivalvia, Pectinida, Pectinidae. The transcript has 2 exons.
AUGAUAACUGAACUACAAGAUCAUAGUAGUAAACUUAUAGAUCUUAGUAGUAAUCUUAUCAUAGAUCUUAGUAGUAAACUUAUCAUAGAUCUUAGUAGUAAACUUAUCAUAGAUCUUAGUAGUAAACUUAUCAUAGAUCUUAGUAGUGAACUUAUCAUAGAUCUUAGUAGUAAACUUAUCAUAGAUCUUAGUAGUGAACUUAUCAUAGAUCUUAGUAGUGAACUUAUCAUAGAUCUUAGUAGUGAACUUAUCAUAGAUCUUAGUAGUAAACUUAUCAUAGAUCUUAGUAGUGAACUUAUCAUAGAUCUUAGUAGUGAACUUAUCAUAGAUCUUAGUAGUAAACAUAUCAUAGAUCUUAGUAGUGAACUUAUCAUAGAUCUUAGUAGUGAACUUAUCAUAGAUCUUAGUAGUGAACUUAUCAUAGAUCUUAGUAGUGAACUUAUCAUAGAUCUUAGUAGUAAACAUAUCAUAGAUCUUAGUAGUAAACUUAUCAUAGAUCUUAGUAGUGAACUUAUCAUAGAUCUUAGUAGUAAACAUAUCAUAGAUCUUAGUAGUGAACUUAUCAUAGAUCUUAGUAGUGAACUUAUCAUAGAUCUUAGUAGUGAACUUAUCAUAGAUCUUAGUAGUGAACUUAUCAUAGAUCUUAGUAGUGAACUUAUCAUAGAUCUUAGUAGUAAACAUAUCAUAGAUCUUAGUAGUGAACUUAUCAUAGAUCUUAGUAGUAAACAUAUCAUAGAUCUUAGUAGUGAACUUAUCAUAGAUCUUAGUAGUGAACGACCCUGCUGGUUAUGUUAUUAA